Molecule: messenger RNA, 1506 nt
Organism: Pundamilia nyererei
Lineage: Eukaryota; Metazoa; Chordata; Actinopteri; Cichliformes; Cichlidae
Product: gap junction delta-3 protein-like
Exons: 2
Coding region: 253-1104 (283 amino acids)
Biological process (GO): cell-cell signaling
Cellular component (GO): connexin complex
Molecular function (GO): gap junction channel activity involved in AV node cell-bundle of His cell electrical coupling
Source: RefSeq, a predicted model, not a curated record
GCCAGCCUUAGGAACAUGGCACUUUGGAGAGAGCUAUGGGAAUAUGAACUCAAUCAACCUAAAGUGCAAAAACUAUGAACCCACUUCUUUUAAUCACUUUUAUUGGGUUUAGUUUCACUGUGAGUCAUAUAUGGGAGAUUAUAACAAGAAUUUUAGUUUAGUGUUUUUAAACAAAGGCAGCGUUUGCUCUGAGACAGACAGGUGAACAAGCCUCCAGACUUAAAAGAAGCCAGACCUGACAGUGCCGCAGUCAUGGGUGAGUGGGGCUUCAUCGGUGGAUUCUUCGAUGCCCUCCAGACUGAGUCGCCGAUGCUGGGCCGUUUCUGGCUCUUCCUCAUGCUGGUGUUUAGGAUAGUGAUCCUGGGAACUGUGGCCAGUGACAUGUUUGAGGACGAGCAGGCGGAAUUUAUCUGUAACACCCUCCAGCCAGGAUGUAAGCAGGUGUGUUAUGACUUAGCUUUCCCCAUCUCCCAGUACAGAUUCUGGGUGUUUCAUAUAGUCCUCAUCGCUACACCUUCUCUGCUUUUCCUCGUGUACGCUACACACCAGCAUAAAAAGAGUGCUAAUCCCCCCCCAUCGAGUAAAAGGUGGAGCAGCGAGAACAGAGAAGAAAAAGCUUUAAGGAGGCUUUACAUUAUCACUGUGAUCUUCCGCUUGGUGGCAGAAAUUGUCUUUCUAUUUACCCAGUGGUAUCUCUACGGCUUUGAGGUAAAAGCCUAUUUUGAAUGUAGUCGUUCUCCCUGCCCCCUGACAGUGAAGUGCUACACCUCCCGGCCUGCAGAGAAGACAAUCUUUCUCUUCUUCUACUUUAUUGUAGGGGUGAUAUCAGCAUUUUCCAGCUUUUUUGAGCUUCUCUACAGCUCUCGAAAGUGGUUUUGCUCAAACGACGAGGACAAAAUCUACUACUGUGACUGUGAGAACCUCCACAACCUCGAGAAAGAGGAGACACAGGAGAAAUCGGGAGGAAAGACGUUGUCAGAGAGCACAGCCAGCAGUGUGAAAGUGAAGAAGGGAUCAGUGAGAAGCAGCUCCGGUCGAAAGGUCUAUUGCAAGUGCAAGAGUCCAAGAGGAAAAUAUGUGAGAAGGAAGAUGCUUAUGGUGUGAGAUGACUCUGCAGUAGCACAUGCUGCAAUCAAAGCAUCCUCUAUUUUCCAUUUUAAACUCACAGCAACAUUUCUAAUUCCAUUUCACUUGAAAGAAUUUCCCUUUUUAGGAGUUUUUACACACUUCAAAAAAAAUGCAUGGAAGCUAACCCAUCAAAUUUCAGGAAAUGAGUAAAGACAGCACAGAUGAUAAGAAGGACAAGAAGGAUGCAUGUGAGACAUUGUUGACUUGUUCGUUCUGGUGACUGAUUAAAGGCUUAAAGGAGAACUUUCUGGAAUUCACUUGAUAACACUUGUUAAGACUGAUUGCAUUUUGUGUUUGUGUUGUUCCCACUUUAAAGGACAAAUCCGCCCUGAGGCAGCGUGUGAAGAUUAAUUUAUUUAAGCAGAUCUGGAAAGUGAA